This is a messenger RNA of Delphinapterus leucas (beluga whale), 2253 nucleotides long. It is a transcript of the gene NUP43, whose product is annotated as nucleoporin 43. Lineage: Eukaryota; Metazoa; Chordata; Mammalia; Artiodactyla; Monodontidae. Gene Ontology annotation, molecular function: protein binding. Gene Ontology annotation, cellular component: nuclear pore outer ring. The record is from RefSeq and is a predicted model, not a curated record.
GGCGCGCUCUGUGCUUCUGGCUGUCCCUGGCCUGGUUGCUUUCGGCAUGGAGGAAAUUUAUGCUAAGUUUGUGUCACAGAAAAUCAGCAAGACCCGCUGGCGACCGGUACCUCCGGGGAGCCUGCAGACCGUGGAGACUUUCGCCACGGGCUCUUGGGACAAUGAGGAAAAUUAUGUUUCACUGUGGUCUAUUGGAGAUUUUGGGAACUUGGACUCUGAUGGAGGAUUUGAAGGAGACCAUCAGUUAUUGUGUGAUAUCAGACAUCAUGGUGAUGUAAUGGAUUUACAAUUUUUUGACCAGGAAAGAAUUGUAGCUGCUUCAUCAACAGGAUGUGUAACAGUUUUCCUUCACCAUCCGAAUAACCAGACUCUGUCAGUCAGCCAGCAGUGGACAAGAGCUCAUUACCACACGGGUCCAGGCAGUCCUUCCUGCAGCAGUGCACCAUGCACAGGUGUUGUGUGCAGCAACCCAGAAAUUGUCACAGUUGGAGAAGAUGGUCGAAUAAAUCUCUUCAGAGCUGAUCACAAGGAAGCUAUAAGAACUAUAGACAAUGCAGAUAGCAGUACACUCCAUGCUGUAACCUUCCUUCGAACUCCUGAGAUUCUUACAGUAAAUUCAAUUGGACAGUUAAAAAUAUGGGAUUUUAGACAACAAGGAAAUGAGCCCUCUCAGAUAUUAUCACUGACUGGUGACCGAGUGCCACUCCACUGUGUUGAUAGACAUCCCAACCAGCAGCAUGUUGUAGCUACCGGUGGUCAGGAUGGAAUGUUAAGUAUUUGGGAUGUUAGACAAGGUACAAUGCCCGUGUCUCUACUGAAGGCUCAUGAAGCUGAAAUGUGGGAAGUUCACUUUCACCCAUCCAACCCAGAUCAUCUAUUUACUUGUUCUGAAGAUGGAUCUCUCUGGCAUUGGGAUGCCUCCACAGAUGUACCUGAGAAAUCAUCACUCUUUCACCAAGGAGGAAGAAAUAGUACUUUUUUGUCUCAUAGCAUUAGUAACCAAGCUAAUGUUCAUCAAUCUCUUAUAAGCUCCUGGCUCAUCACUGACCCUGCCAAAGACCGUAUUGAAAUCACAAGCUUGCUUCCCAACAGGACUUUGUCUGUGAACAGUUUGGAUGUUUUAGGUCCUUGUCUUGUUUGUGGAACCGAUGCAGAAGCAAUUUAUGUUACUAGACAACUUUUUUCAUGAAGAUACUAAAAGAUUUCAUGUAAAACAUAGUUAUAGCCUUUCAAAUUCCAGCUUCUCUGUGCAAAUUUUUAUUAUUGGAAAAUGUGAAAUUUGCAGGGGAAGCAUCCAUAAACUAUUGUUAAUUUUGAUGCCCAGUUUCAGCUUUUGUUAGUUGAAUAUUCUUCUAAUAGUUAGUAUCUAGAGUCUGAUUAAUGACUGAUGGCAAAAGAAUUGGACCGUGUGGAAGAACAUCAGAGGGAUCCUUGUGCUGAUAAAUGCACUGCCUUCAGCACAAUUCUGGACAGCUCAUGGAACCAACUCUUCAUUGUUGAUGUUGCAGGCCUCAAAAAUGUCAAACCACCAAUGGGUUCCUAUCCUUUUUAUCAACGGUGUGUGGGGUAUACCCCUCCCUGGUGGCCUUAGCUAGUAUUUAUUCUUUUUUACUACAAGUAUUUUCUUCAGUUCUUCCACAUUUUAUUUACUUAAUAAUUUUUGUAAACUUUUUUCAGAAAGAAUUGAGAACAAAAAUGGCAAAAUUUUUGUAGUGUUCAAAUUUUUUUAAAGGUAAAAAUGUUUUGACAGUUUCCUUUACUAGAAUGGGUUUGAACAGAACUCCGUCAGCUCCUUAGACCCAACUUUAUUUCUCUUGAAAAGAAAAAAAAGACAAGUACAUUUUUCCUAAGGAUUUUUGCUUUUAUUUAGUUUUACAACAUAGUUGAAAAUUGCUGAAUUGGACAUUGUGCAAUAAAAUAGGAUUUGACAUUGAUAAAUGAGCUGACUUACAAAAGAAUUUGAUAGGUAACAUGCAGAGACUAGUAUGAUGAUGUGGUAGGAGUACAGAGUUUUGCCAUCUUUAUCUUUAAUGUUAAUGAUGACCUAACAUGCAGUGUUUUAAGACAAUUUUAUGAUAUUGUCUUUCUAAAGUUUGUUAGAUUAAAUGCAUUAUUGAACUGUUAAGACCUUAAUGACAAAUCACUCCUAUUACACAAUUGAAGUGUAUGUUUAUUUACUUUACAAUUCCAACAAUAAUUACUAUGAAGUUUUGUCUUUCUGUCCCAAUAAAUAUUUGCAGUUUUUUUAUGCCA